UAUAUCUUCUCCCCAUAUCAAGUCACAAUGGGAAGGAAACGAGGAAGAGAUGAGUCCGUCUGCCACGGGUGUUGCCACAAAGCAAUCCCUGUCGCGCAAUGGGGGAGACCUCCAAGAAACUGGAGUAGAAAUGAUGAAAGAAACGAACCCAUCAUCAUGGAUGCUGCACCGCAUGCCUAACCGCAAACGCACAGCGAAGGUCAAAUCACGAAACAUCAAUGAAGUCAUCAAGUGUGCGAUUCCCACACUUGUGUUUCGUCUGUUCCGUGUUUUCUCUACUACAUCGUCAAGGCAUGUGUUCUAA
Trypanosoma grayi is the source of this 304-nucleotide messenger RNA. RefSeq lists its product as hypothetical. The annotation marks the transcript as partial. The record is from RefSeq and is a predicted model, not a curated record. NCBI's taxonomy places the organism in Eukaryota, Euglenozoa, Kinetoplastea, Trypanosomatida, Trypanosomatidae. The transcript has a single exon.